Paramuricea clavata is the source of this 1408-nucleotide messenger RNA. NCBI's taxonomy places the organism in Eukaryota, Metazoa, Cnidaria, Anthozoa, Malacalcyonacea, Plexauridae. The record is from the annotation of a GenBank genome assembly.
CGAACCGAGGGAAUCGAUGGCAUUUUGGCUUAAUCGUUGCACCUUGAGCCUGCGAUGAGCUAACGCAAACUCGAUUUCUCGACUACGAAAAAAACAGAAAAAGGGGGAUUUAAGACACUUAGCCUACAGGCCAGUGUAAUGAUAAUCAAAAUGGAAUAGAAGCAAAUCUGCAAAUGGAAAUUCUACCAGACCUUGUACUGCUGAAAAUUGCCGAAUAUCUUUCGCCAGCUGAAUGUGUUCGAUUGUCGUUGACAUGCAAGAGAUUUUGCGGGCUUCUUCCUCAGUACGUGCGCUUUCUUGGCGAAGACGGUCCUUAUAGCCCACACUGGGCACCAGAAUUUUACUUUGAUGGCCCAGAUUUGAAAGGAAAAGUAAAGCGUUUUAGAGCGUCUGCCGAGUGGAAAGACCAGGGCUGGGGCAAUAUGAAAGGCCAGUUGAUCUUGAAGCUUAUGCGACGUGAUUCAAGGCAGAACAUGGUUAUUGCUGAAAAUACUAAUAUAUUUGGUAUAGCAGGGCAUGAUUGGGCAAACUCUGCAUGUGUAUUGGUCACUCAUCCUGUUGUCAGGCUGGCAGAACCGGGAGACUUUUACAGAUUUGAAAGAAAUGCUGGUGGCGGUGGUGGACAUUCCUUGUUUGUGAGAAAGUUCACUGUUUUGCUGGAAUUUUUGAGUAAUAAAUUAUAAAGCAUAAAUUAAUUAUUUAAUUCUUAUAAUAGGUGUCUCGCAUGUGAUGUUGAAACAUUCUAAAAUGAAAGCUACACAGCUGGUUGUUUUUAUGUUUCAUAUGUUGUUACUGUGAGUAUUCACCUGAAACAUUUCGGAUCAGGACAAUAUUUUUGUCAUCAGUUAUAGGAGUUUUGAAAAAAUAUUGCUGAUAUCAGCAUAUUUACUUUCAAAUGUAGGCCGUAUUUACUCGUUUGAGCGCUGCCCCCGAAUGAGCGCCGCCCCUGAAUGAGCGCCGCAUUUGAGAUCGAAUUUUUUUAAAGAGCGCCGCCCCCGAAUGACCGCCACACUAAACAGUGUAAAAACUUUCCACCGUCAAAAUGGGAACAAUGAACAUUUAUUGACAAAGACAUUUAACACAUGUUUAUUUUAUUGUUAAAAGUUCUUCUUAUAAUUUACAAAUAAAAGUUUUUUUAAUGAGCGCCGCCCCUGAAUGAGCGCUGCAUCUGAAGCUCUGAAAAUUCAAAGAGCGCUCAAACAAGUAAAUAUGGUAACGACAUUAACCGAUCGUGCACACAGAUAUUUUUGUCACACUAACCCUAUAGAAGCUGGUUGUACUGCACAUAAAAUUGAUUUAAAAAUGCUUAUUUAAAACUCUGUUUGCACAUGUGAUCAGCUUUAUUUACAUUUUUGUACCUAAAUAGUCAGGCAGAUAGAGGACCAAAAUUAUGGAAAACUUACCAUAU